CAAACAAACAUUACAGCUUGACAUUUUUGUCCAUCAAAUAAACAAAGCACAUGAUGUCAUUUAUGCCUAAUUAUCCGCACGUCCCAAUUUAGUAAUCCGUAUUUUGCGGAACAUUUUCGAAAUAAAAUAAAAAAAAUAGUUUUCCUCCUAAUCGCUUUUCGAUUUCAACCAAUAUUAUUCCCAUUCGUUGUUCCCGAUAGGGUUCCGAUUCCCUUUAGAUUCUCCGGCAAACACCAAUCGGGAAGCCGAUUAACUUUUCCGAUUUGAUCGCUAUUUUGAUUCUGGAAUGUUGAUUCAUGGCCGAGCGGGGCGCGGCGAAUAGGAAGCCGCUGCUGCGGACGAUGGAUCGGACGGGGAGGGAGAGCGGGAGGAGCGAAGACGGCGGAUUCAGGCGGGGAAACCACCGCCGGUUCGGCGAAUUCGCCGGCAGUACAGCGGCGGAGUGCGCGACGGUGUGCUGCUGCUGCCCCUGCGCGGCGCUGGAUUUCCUGGUGCUGGCGUUGUACAAGGUCCCGGCCGGCCUGUGCCGGAAGGCGUGGAGGAGGAAUAAGCGGAAGCGGCUGCUGAUCAAGAGGAGGAAGAUGCAGGCGUCGGAGGGCGCCAGCACCGCCUCUUCGCCGGCAGGCGCCGAGACGGAGGAGAUUUGUGGGUCCCACGAAGAGGCGAAUUCCGACGAAUUCGAAACGGAGAUGUGGGGCCGGUUCUACAGAGGCGGGUUCUGGAGGAGCACGUCGGAGAGGGAGGAUUGAUAUGUACAGUGCUAUUAUACAACAUUUUCUUACGGAGUAUUAUUAUACCAUUUGCAGAGAUUAAAUUGCAAUUUCAUGAUUGGUUUGUAAAGGUUUUUUUGGUUCAAGUAUGGGAGGAAAUGAUUGGAGAGUUACAUUGUUGAUUU
This is a messenger RNA of Cuscuta campestris, 895 nucleotides long. NCBI's taxonomy places the organism in Eukaryota, Viridiplantae, Streptophyta, Magnoliopsida, Solanales, Convolvulaceae. The record is from the annotation of a GenBank genome assembly.